UAACGGCAGCUGCCUUCCAUGGUAGCCCAUCCCUAGUUUGCAGCUGCCGGGUGAUCUUGAUCUUUUGACAGCAACAGACACACAAACAGACAGAGUGCAAGCUGUGUGGAGCAGAGGUGGAAAACAUUAAUCAUUUUGUGCUAUGGUGCCCGUUCCUGCAAGACACAAGAAGAAGAGCGUUGCAAAGGCAUAUCCCGGGAGCACAUCCUGACUGCUGGACUCCCACGCUCAAGUUCAAGGUCGGUCCACAACAUUGGGUUCUAAUUAAAGCCGCUUCUCAAAUUAUUUCACCUUGACUGAUAUUGUCCCGGCACGCGCACACCUGCAGAUCCCUUAGCUACGCCCACACGCAGAGAAGGCUUAGCAACCAUGGCAGAGGCAUCGCUGGGCAAGGUGACAGAUGUUGACAUUGAUGCUGGCACCUUCAAGUAUGUGCUUAUCAAGGUGUGCCACAGUCCCCCCGCCCCAGCCCCGGAGACAACCAAGUACAUCGCUCGAGGAUACACCUCCGCAGAAUACCACUCCGAUGUGUACGACCGCGUCACCCCCAACAUCGAGGCUCUGGGGCUUGACUGCGAGUGCGUCGGUGGCGGCAGGAUAUGUCACCAGCCAGAGGAGAAGUCGAUCAAGGUCUACGGGUACUCCCAGGGCUACGGCAAGGCGGACCACAGCAUAACGGUCGGCCUCCUUAAGAAAAAGUACCCGGAUUAUACCAGCAUCACGUUCUCAAAUGAUGGAUAUUAGAGGAUUGGUUCUGGGGCAGUUUGGGUUGCGGAAAGUAGCAAUCUAACUUAACAUUACCUUACCUAACCUAACCAGAACAGAACAGCAUCACGUUCUCAAAUGAUGGAUAUUAGAGGAUUGGUUCUGGGGUAGUUUGGGUUGCGGAAAGUAGCAAUCUAACUUAACAUUACCUUACCUAACCUAACCAGAACAGAACAGCGUCACGUUCUCAAAUGAUGGAUAUUAGAGGAUUGGUUCUGGGGUAUGUGGGUUGGGUAGAAAAGUGAUCUGACCCAACAUUACGUGACUUUAUCUUUCCUAAUCUAACCAGAACACAACAUCACGUUCUCAUAUGACGCUAUUAGAGGACUGGGUCUGGGGUUGUGUGGGUUGGGUAGAUAAGCUAUUUAACUUAACAAUUCCAGACUUUAUCUUUCCUAACCUAACCAGAACACAACAUCACGUUCUCAUAUGACGCUAUUAGAGGACUGGGUCUGGGGUUGUGUGGGUUGGGUAGAUAAGCAAUUUAACUUAACAAUUCCAGACUUUAUAUUUCCUAACCUAAUCAGAAGACAACAUCACGUUCUCAUAUGACGGUUAUUUGAGGAUUGGUUCUGGGGUAGUGUAGGCAAUUCAACUUAACAUUACCUGACUACCUUUCCUAACCUAACCUAUCCAGAACACACCAGCAUUGUAUGUAUUCUAAAAUGAUGGAUAGUAUAGGAUUUGUUCUGGGGUGGUGUUGGUUGGGUAAAAUAGCAGUCUAACUUAACAUUACCUGACUACCUUUCCUAACCUAAUCUACCCAGAACACACCAGCAUUGUAUGUAUUUUGAAAUGAUGGAUAACCCAAUCCAAACCAAAGCCAAACUAGCCUACCCCAAACCAGCUUAACAUCAACCAACCUAACCCACCUCAACCUGAUCCAACCUAGCCCACCUCACCCCAAUCCAACCUAGCUCAUCCCAACCCUAUCUAACUUAUCCCACACACCAACCCAAGCCAAACCAAAACCAAACUAGCAUAUCCCACCCCAAGCCAGCUCAACCUAACCCACCCCAACCCAGACCAACCUAGCCCACUUCACCCCAAACCAACCUAGCCCACCUCACCCCAAUCCAACCUAGCUCAUCCCAACCCUAUCCAACCUAGCUCACCCCAACCCCAUCCAAACCAAAAUCCAACUAGCCUACCCCAACCCAACCCACCCCAACCCAAUUUGUGUUCCCGAGUGGCGGUUAUCGCUGAAGAUGGUUGUGUGUGAGGGAGCUGUGAUUCAAUUAAAGUGAUAAAAGAAAGUAUUUGUGUCAAGGAUUUUUGUUUGUUUUUCCACGUUAUUUCCGUUCCUGCAUUGAGAGAAAUAGGUAUAUUCACUCAUUUGUUUCAGUCACUCUCUCCCUAAAUGAAUCUGCUGUGAUCUGUAUGGCUGAAUUCUUAAGUCCAGGAUGUUACUAUAAGUCUGUUAACUUAAGUCCGACCCAAGCUGACAACAUAAACCUAAGCGUGUUUGCAAGCUGAGUGCUGAUUGGCUGCUGCUAUGACUUUCAAGUUUUCUUUAACCUCUGUUUGUGUUAAUCUCACGCGGCACUUUCUGGUGAUCUGCACUGUGCUUACGAACACGCUUAGGUUUAUGUCGUCAGCUUGGGUCGGACUUAAGUGAAUGGACUAUGUUAGGUAGAAUUUGUUGCUAGUUUGAAUCCUUGAUCGGGGGAUGUGUGGCCAUUAGGACAAAGUGAAUAUGACGCUUUCUCUGCAUUCUAAGCUAACUCCUUAUUGGGUGUUCGUGUUAGUUAGGCAGAGCUUGUUUACUCCUAUGACUUAUCUUCUAUUCUGACUAUAGUUUGAAUUCUUGACGGGCGUACAUGCUGCCAUUAGGACAAACUGAACAUGUUGCUUUCUCUGCAUUCUAAACUAACUCCUUAUUGGGUGUUCCUGUUAGUUAGGCAGAGCUUGUUAACUCCUAUGACUUAUCUUCUAUUCUGACUAUAAUUUGAAUUCUUGACAGGCAUACAUGCUGUUAUUAAGACCAGCUGAACACGACCCUUUUUUUGCAUUCUAAACUAACUCCUUAUUGGGUGUUCCUGUUAGCUAGGCGGACCUUAUUUACUCCUACGACAUACCUUCUACUUCAUCCCCUUUAUCCUCGGUCUCGGGCGAUGGGGUUAGUAAAGACUUAUAAUUUUAUAGCAUUUGUACGCUUCCAGACCUACCUUCCUUAUCCACCGAGUUUAAUGAUAACCACAGUAGUCUUUGUAUACUUUCUCAUUAUUACUGUUAUUAUUUCCUGUUUGGGCAUUGAUGGUUUAGUGUGUAUCUGCCAGGCCUGCUCUCAUCCUCUUAGUUGGCCUCAGCGGUUCCAAAUUGUCAUACUCUGCAUUUUAUAUUUCCCGAUUAUUGACCCAAAACAGUCUCAUGCACACAAAUAGUGAUAUGCUUUUAUAUUUAUUGCUAAAAUCAUUAAUCAGGGAUGUUUUUUUGUAAUAUUUUAUGAGUCAGAAUCCUGAAAAUACAAUGUGAGGAGUACGAUAAUUUAGCAUCCCUGGUUGGCCUCCUUCAUUGUGAUUUGAGUCUUCCAAAUUUGCUAUAAAGUCAUCACAUGGAGA
Eriocheir sinensis (Chinese mitten crab) is the source of this 3326-nucleotide messenger RNA. RefSeq names its product 14 kDa phosphohistidine phosphatase-like. The transcript is spliced from 4 exons. Bases 370 to 744 code for a protein of 124 amino acids. Gene Ontology annotation, biological process: peptidyl-histidine dephosphorylation. The record is from RefSeq and is a predicted model, not a curated record. Gene Ontology annotation, molecular function: protein histidine phosphatase activity. NCBI's taxonomy places the organism in Eukaryota, Metazoa, Arthropoda, Malacostraca, Decapoda, Varunidae. Gene Ontology annotation, cellular component: cytosol.